Molecule: messenger RNA, 1227 nt
Organism: Entrophospora sp. SA101
Lineage: Eukaryota; Fungi; Glomeromycota; Glomeromycetes; Entrophosporales; Entrophosporaceae
Source: the annotation of a GenBank genome assembly
AUGUUGGAAAGUGGCCAACCCCUUCAUAUUUUUGAUUAUGACGCCUUGCCGGAGCAAAAAAUAGUGGUUCGCCCAGCCCACCAAGGAGAAAAGUUAAAUGCCUUGCACGGUCAAGAGUUAUUGCUUAAUUCCAAAGAUGUUGUAAUAAGUUCGGGCGAAAAAGUUAUUAGUCUAGCUGGGAUUAUUGGUUCCCACGAGACCGCAAUAACUCCCCAGACCAAAAAUAUUCUUAUUGAGUGUGCCUCUUUUAAUCCCAAACUCAUUAAAAAAACUGCUAAGCGAUUAAAUAUUUCGACAGCCGCUAGUCAUUUUUUUUCUCGUGGAGCCAAUUUAGUUUUAACUACUCAACAGGUUCUCGCCCGGUUUAUUUUGCUUAUUGCUGAUAAUUACCAAAGCGAUUUAAAUUCCAAAAUAUUUUUUUCUUACCAAAACCAAACAGCCAAAAAAAUCCCACCAAUAAUCACUAUUACAAACAUUUAUUAUGUUACUAUACCUUUAUCACGACUAGAUAUUACUAUUCCCGAGGAUUUAUUGGAGGAGUUAUUAAGGAUUUAUGAUUAUAAUAAAUAUCAUGAAUAUUAUCGACAAACUCUUGUUCCCAGUCACUUAAAAACGAUAAAAUACAAUCUUGCUCGUGGGAAUAAAGAUCUAUUUUUUUUUGAAAUUAGUUCAGUUUAUGGUCUUUCCCAUAACGAGGAAUUGCUUAUUUUGAGCGGAGUAGUUGCUUUUGUUCCUAAUUCCCUUAAUUAUUUAAAUUCUUCCCAAAGUGCCGAAAUAGCCCUUGACCAAGAGAAAAUAGGCUUUUUUGGUUCUAUUCAACCACUAAUAACCAAAAAGUAUCAAAUUAAUGAACCAGUCUUUAUCGCCGAAAUCUCGCUAACCAAAAUUUUUGCUUAUCUUAAUAAUUAUCCUCCUCAAUUCCAUUAUCGCCCAAUUUCUAAUUUUCCGACUAGUACCAAAGACUUAUCCUUUAUUUUUCCCGAAAGUAUUAAUUAUAAUGAGGCCAUUCAAGAAAUUAGAAAGGUGGCAGGUGUCAACUUACAAGAAGUAAAUAUUUUUGAUAUUUAUCAGAGUGUUGAGUUAGCAAAAGAAAGAAAAAAGUCAGUCGGUUUCCAUUUAAUUUUCCAAAGUCCUCUUAAAACCCUAGAAAAUAAAGAAAUAGAAGAAAUAUUGCAAGAUAUUGUGGCAAGGAUAGAAAAAUUAUUUGCGGCCAAAGUAAGAGAUUAG